CACCACCAGCGUCAGCCCGUAGACAUUGUCCCUACAUGCUGGGAGCUGUCCUGAGUAAAGGAUAUGAUGCAGAUGGUUAUUUGGAAGCAAAUGCUUCUCAUUUUUUAACAAGUCCUCUGUUGUUUCAUUGGCUGUUUGAAUCGUUUCCGCAGUUGGCAGCAGGAUAUAUAAGCUCGGCACAAACCAGCUGUGGAUCACACUGCUCGGUCUCGAUCAGACAUCACACCAACAGAAGACGAGAUGUUUCCAAUAAGACAGACCAACCUGGAGAGAGUCGUCCUCUCAGCGGUGGCAGUGCUGCUCCUCCUGACCACAGCAGGACAAAGUGCGAUUCUGACCGACGACCUCCAGACAACAGCAGCUUCUCUUCUUUCAAAUACGACCACGCAGCUCAACGCCAGUGUCGUGGAGUAUCCACGGGUUCUGCGAUCAUUCAGAUCAUGUGACAGCAAAGAUGAAAAAUACUGUGGGAACGGCGGCGAGUGCAUAUACCCCCAAGACAGUAACGAACCCUCUUGCAUCUGCAAGUCCUCAUAUAGCGGCGCUCGCUGCCUCUUCUUCAGCGAAAUCGUUUAUACUCUGCCUGAGUUAGAGCGGCUGAUCGGCAUCAGCUUUGGGGUCGUCAUGCUCCUCUUGAUCAUGGCCAUCAUGAUUUACUGCUUUAUCAACAGGAGGUGUAUGAAAUCUGCACCACUGAUAAAAUCUGCACCCUCUGAAACAUCAGUGUGACUGUUGACACUCCCUGUUCCUCCUCCUCCUCCUCAUCUUCAUCACUGCUACCACCAUCGUCAACGCUGACACACAAAGCACUCGAGAUUCUCUAAAAGCUUUUUGUGUUUUAUUUGACAAACAUAAAGAAAACCACUAUUUAUUUUCACACAAUCGUUCAAACCAGCAGAUGCAUUGACAUGAAGAGGUCCAGAUGACGUCAAACAAUGUCGGUGACGUCAGACAUGGUUCGGCCUUUUUCGUUUUACAAACAGGGUCAGAUAUCAAUCAUUUUUUUGUCCUUUAAAAACAGAGGAGAAAUUAUGUUAAUUUAUUGUAAUAUAGAAUUUAACUUAUUGAACGUAGUGUUUAUUUAAAUGGUUGUCAUAGAUUUACGGAAAUUAAUAUUUAUAUGUUGCUUGAGUGACUUUAGUUAAAAAGGUGAAUCAACACAAACGCACAUUAUCAGAAACUUAUCGAUGAAGUUUCUUCAUUCAUCAUUGUUCUCAAACCAGGAGCCUUGCAACAGGAAAUCACUUGUAAAAUUGAAUAUUAAUGUCUCUAAUGUAACACAGGUUGCAUGUCAGUGAACAUGAACUGAAUAAAUAAACAUGGGA
Messenger RNA from Paralichthys olivaceus (Japanese flounder), 1325 nucleotides. It is a transcript of the gene epgn, whose product is annotated as epithelial mitogen homolog (mouse). NCBI's taxonomy places the organism in Eukaryota, Metazoa, Chordata, Actinopteri, Pleuronectiformes, Paralichthyidae. Gene Ontology annotation, biological process: epidermal growth factor receptor signaling pathway; positive regulation of cell population proliferation. Gene Ontology annotation, molecular function: epidermal growth factor receptor binding; growth factor activity. The record is from RefSeq and is a predicted model, not a curated record.